Messenger RNA from Suillus subalutaceus, 813 nucleotides. RefSeq lists its product as uncharacterized. The record is from RefSeq and is a predicted model, not a curated record. NCBI's taxonomy places the organism in Eukaryota, Fungi, Basidiomycota, Agaricomycetes, Boletales, Suillaceae. The coding region runs from base 145 to 669 and encodes 174 amino acids. The transcript is spliced from 3 exons.
UUGACAUUCCAAGCAUCGAUUGUGGCCUUGAAAUGUAUAAACAACAGUAUUGUUCUAGCUUAAAAGCGAGCUUCUGAGUCUGCAGUUUCUUGCCAUUCCAGUAACUAGUUCACUUUUCUUUCCUAGUAGCCAAGGCUCCUCAUCAUGGCCAACGCUAGUACUGCUGGCGCCACUGCGCCAAAGACGCCCCCUCACAGCGUGCCAGUGAAUUCUGGGUCCGAGCUCAAAUCCACCCCGCUUGCAGUUGGCUCUGCCUCCGUCAGUGAAUACAUCAGUACUGUAGGCGUCAACGUCAACGACAUUCGUCCAUGGAUUGGGUGCGACGUCGAGAACUACAGGGAAUGCCCCGUCGACGAAAUGCUGCAGGAGCUGCUUUACUGCUGCGCAAACCACUCCGAGUCAAAACUGGUUCCUGACAAGCCUACGCUACUCGCCGAUUGCCUUGAAGCUGUCCUGCCAAUCUGCAACAAGGGCAAAGACGCUAAGGCCAUCAAGAAGAAUCUGGAUGAUAUUCUGAAGAGCAAAGUAGAAGAUCAGAUGUACAAGCCUUUUAUCCAGGCUUCAAACCUUGCGCUCAACUGGUUGAGCAAACUGAACGUGCCUGGAUUGGCUUGGACAGGUUCAUGUCAUAUUUAUGCAUUACUUGCUCUAAUUGUAGGGCAUCUGUGAUGCAUUCAUCCUACAGUUCUAGUGCCCCCACAUAGUAGCAACACUUACAUAGUUGAUGCAUUAGUCCUCCCUAAUGCAUCACUCAUCUCCCUAGUGAGCUGAUGCACCACCCGUCCCACUGAUGCAUCACUCAUCCCUCUAGUA